AAGAGUGCAUAUUUAGCUUAAUAUACUUUGUCUGGCAAUCCCCAAGGAGGACAAGAAAGGGAAUUAUAGUAAUCCUCUCCUCCAAUAUUUGUAUUAACUUAUUUAUGCAAUAAUCAAUGGCCUAUACCCAACAUCGUAAUUAUGUACAUUUAUAUACUUAUAUGUGACCUGUAUUAGCACUACCUUUUAGCAUUCAAUUUUCCAACAGCUUAAAACAUUUUUAUACAUUUGCUUAGUUGAAAGGGAUUUAAAACUAUUGAACAUGAAAUGAGGUAUGAAUAUUUUAUCUAAUUGUUGCUGUAGAUAUUUAAAUUUAUGAAUAAGUCCUUAAUACAUUGAACAUUUGAAAACCUAUUAUUGUUUUGAAAGGAAACCAAAAUAAAUUCUAAUGCCUUUUAUCAUUCACACGAACUUCUUUAUCUGUUGGUAUUUGGAUCACUUAUAGAGGCACUCCAUUCCUUGAAAGAAUGUGUCGGAGCAUUUUAUUGAAUUUGAUGAACGUUACUUUAGCUGACGUAAACAAUCGUGUAUUUAAAUGAUCAUAAUUUUACCAAAGAGCGGUAGGGAACUGACAAGGCAGAAUUUGGCCGCUGUUCAACUCUUGGUCCUAGUUAUGUUGUUCCGUGUGUGCAGACAUCGUCCUAUUGAUAAGUCACCGUUAAAUGAAAAAUUAUUACCAACAAUUUAAUAAGGAAUAAGAAAUACUUUGGGACAUUAAUUUUAUUCAAUAUGGAGCUUACAGAAGACGUACUUUCUUUCCAUGUUUUAAUGGGUCACAUGAUAUAGGAAUUUAUAUAUGGAUAAUUUCGGAUUACCGGUACAUUUUUUCUGUAGAUAUACAAUGAUUUUGUGAUAAUUUUUACUAAUCAUUUCCUCUGCAAGCUGAAGCCCUUUAUCUCUGAGUAUGUGUAACAUGGGCCGUGAUGAAUAUUGAAUGAAAGGAGCUGAGGAAGAGGACAGCUACCUGUAACACCUGUACUGUACACCUGGACAGGUACACCUGUAGGGGCUCCAGUGAUGGCGUACCUGGGAUACAGCGAGGAUUUUGAGCUGGAUGAUGACGGAAUUCUUAGAGACUCCAUGUCAUCGGGUGGAGGAAUUCUGAUUGAUGAUGAUGGGAUUUUAAGGGACAGCUUUGACACUCAAAGUAAAUACACUGCAGGAUCUACAGGGACUCAUUGGACAGACUCGGGACUCGAGCGAGACAAGCAGAGUGCAGGGAGCAGCUCCACUCUGAGACACUCUGACCUUCAUUCCUUUCCGAGCUAUGACGAUGUGUCCCAUCCGCUGGGAGAAAAUGCCAACAUCAGUGAUUUAGAGGCCUCCAAGGAUGAGCUUAGUUUUGAUCGGGAUUCUAUGGUGGAUGGUGAUGAGGAUGAGCUAGUUAGUAGCAGGCCUCAUCUCAGUCUCUCUAAACUCGGUGAUAGAAGCCUUCAAAGUAGCAAUAGAAGCAGCUUUGAUCAUUCUCUCGCCUUCGAAAGUACCGAUCCCAAAAGUGGGUCAGAGAAAGAUUUGUUUGACCCGGAAUAUUACAAACAGCUACAAGAGCUUGGUGUAUUAGUCGAUGGAACUGAAUUCGAGAACAAAAACUCACUGAAUGAGUUUGAAGAAUUAGAGGCUCAUGUGUCUCGUGAUAAUAUUGAGUUGAGUGAUGAGGAGCAGGGAGAUUCUGAGGAGGACAUUGAACAGUUCCUGAGGAGGACCCCGACACGAGAACAGUUGCUUGGGGAUUAUAUGGGACAUCGUCACGGGGAGCGCUAUCAUGAUACAAGCAGGGACAGCCGAGAUCACGAUGAUGUAGUCUCCAGAACUCGUCCCAGCACAGCUAACUCAGCCAGAACAAUAGGAAGUGAGCCGUUCCCAGAGAUUUCACCAGAGGAAGCUCUACAGUUGUAUCAGGAACAGCUGGGAUACAGGGAUCAGCUAGACAUUGUGGAUAAUGAUGCAGAGAGCAUAGAGUUUCAGGAAUCACAGCAGACUCCACAGGAAAAUGAUGAUGACGAAAUUUUCAUCAUAACGAGUCGUAUUUCUGAUCAACCAAGCCCCGCCAAAAUCAAAGCUUACCAUAAUGAUAGAGGUGCCCCCUCUAUAAGCCCAAGGUCUUUGACCCCCAAAUCAAACCAGAGUAGCAGACCCACCAGUCGAGUGAGCGAGAGGGGCAGCAGUCGAGGGAAUACCCCAUACAGGGAGGGACCCAGUUUCAUCCAUGACAGAUCAUUUGAUGAUGAUUCUCGUAGGGAUGGAUCAGUGACGCCAGUUUCUGCCAUUAACACCGACUCAAGGCCAUCCACUAGACAGGGUUCAAGGUCAGGGACCCCCCUACAGAGACCGGACUCUGCAGCGAGCCAGAGGUCAGCAGCAUCAGAACACUACUCAACUCACUCCAAAUCCAAGAGGAGUCCCACCAACAACCUCUCCAAAGCUCGGUCCCAGGAGAGCUUCUUUGAGAAGGAGAACGAACUACCAGCAGCAGGAAGAAAACAGGGCGAAAAAAUGCCAAAACGCUUGCUGCCCAAACCCUCCGAGGUCAACACCCCUCUGAAGGUCAAGAGCAAAAGUACCACCAACAUCUCAGCAAACAGGACCAAGCCAAUGAAGCCCAAGUAUUCUUCCAUGUCUAUGUCGCUGGUCAAUAUCGAUAUCGGGGAGGGGGAUGAACACAGCGAGGUCAUCAGUGCCUCCUCUGACAAAUCCCGCACAGAGCUGUCGUCCAAACUUCACCAGGAGUUCAACAAGAGAAAGCAGGCGACGGAGCUUGUGCAGCAGUUACAGCUGGACUACGACAAGCUUCUGUCCAAGUACGCUCAGGCCGAGCUCACCAUCGAUCAGCUCAGGCUCGGGGCCAACGUCACGCUGCACACAAACUCCCCCACCCCCCUGCAGGCCAGCCAGGGGGCACUCCCCUCCCCCCAACAACCCCAGACCAUCCAGAUGGGACAGAUUGGCAGAGGAGUGAAGUCCCCCUCCCCAUUCCAAGGGUCCCUGGGAGUUCCCAGUCCCAUUACACUGACAGAGAGUGCAGCUCUCAAUUCCUACUCAGACCAACCCGAUGGCCGCAGGAAUUCUACGCGGGGGCUCUCCCCCCUCCUCAGCUCUGGUCACUCACAGACUGACCCCCGGGGGAAUAUCUCGAUGGACCAUGGAGCUGAGAGUGUCAAGGUCGGACUCAGCUUCCAGACUCAGAACCUCAGUGAAAGGAUGGAUUCCUUCCAAGCUAUGCUUGACGUAGGGGAGGGAAUGUCGCAUGAAAACCAAGAGAAAAUCUUUGACCAGAUCCGCAACGACCAUGAGAAGUUACGGAAAGACUACUUGCAAGUGAAGGAGGAUUACAACACGCGUAAGAGGACAAGCGGAACUGGGGAUGUUAAUUUCGAUGAGGACAAAGAAUUGGAGGGCGAACUUUUCCGCCUUGGGAUGAAGUUUGAUGACAUUCAUCAGAAAGUGGAGGAAAAUCGUAAAGAGAAGCAUUCUCAGAGACAGCCAUUUCAGUCGAAUCGUCGACAGUCUGACAGCGAUAUUCUAACGUCAGGCAUGAGUGACCAGGAGAUGCGGUCGGUGGACCAGAUGAAGCGUAAAAUCAGGGGCGUGAAAGCAGGGAACGAUUUAAUACAACCUAAACCAAACAAAGAGUUUGAACAAAAAAUCGAGAAGCUGCAUGUUGAGUACAAUGCUCUGAUGGAUCGGUACAGACGACUGAAGCAGAUGGCCCAGACCCCAGAGAGAGACAGGGAGAUUGACAAUCUAGUGAGGAAAUUGUAUGAAAUUAGUCAGCAGGAACCAGAUGUCUUUAAAAUGCCACAUGAACUUGAAGACAGUAGCUCUAACUCUGUCUUGUCCAAUGAGACAAGUCUAUGGGAGGAAGAGGAUACACCUGACAGGUGGCAGCAGCUGGAGCGAGGAGAUAAUGAGGACGACUCGGUGUUCAGCAGCAGACGACAGUCGCUCAAUUCCCAGGGCAGCAGACGUCCCAGUAAAGAGGACUCGGGGAGGGGAUCAUUCGCUAAAACAGAGAAUAAACCAUUCACCAGGGACCCCCAGUCAUCUGACCACACGGUAGGAAGUACAAGGUCACUGCACACCUCUGACCUUGACCCACAUUCAGACUCGCUGGGUCGGAUGCGCGACUCCAGUAUGUCUGGCAGUCGUAGCAGUGUCUCCUCCAGAGGGCGCUCACCGCGAGACUCCACGUUUGACCGGGACUCCCCCACCCCAAGGCUGCCCCGACCCCGCCGACACGACCACAGGGAACCCCGGUCAGGGAACCUCAAGAAGCGAUAUUUCAAGUUGAUGGCAGAAUCAGGAGAGAGACCAGAGGCCGGCAGUUUUAGCAGUCUGCAGGACAGUGGUAUAUCAGACCAGGAGGGAUCCCGCCCCAGAGAGAGGGGUGCUAGCGGCGGGGGAGGAGCUCUGUCCAAUCUCCCUGGCCCGGGGACGUUCAAACAGAUGACCAAGCAGCGCCAUGCAGGGGAUGCAGACAGUGGGUUCAUAGGGUCAAUGGUGGGGUCAGAGGUCAGCGGCCAGGCCUCGGCCCGGCAACAGCAGGGGCAGGGGACCCUGAGGCUCCGACAGUCUGAUAGCGGCAGUGACAGACCAAGAUCACGUUCCUCAAGAUCAUCUCGAGCUGAUGACUCCUCUGUGGCGAGCUCGAGAACAGGACGUAAACAAGAGAGACCUCCAUCUCGUGAGUCGGCUCAGUCUGGUCGCAGAAGUAACAACCAGUCUCGAGAUUACACAGAUGACAGCUACACCCUCACUGAGAGCGAGAUGAGUUUUGACAUUCCAGAAUCUCGACCAAGACGCUCCAGUCGAGAUGUCCGAAGUGGAAGGAGGAGCGUGGACCUGCCAAUCAAAGAGGAGGAAGAAGAGGAUUUUGAGGAGUCUGAGCGACCAAGAUCCACUCAGAGUCAGGGAUCCAGGCGAAGUCAGAGAGUUCAGGAGACCCCGCUCAAAACUCCCAAGAAGCCCGCCAAAAACAAUGUGUCCUUCUCUGAGUUUUCUGAUGAGGAACUGACUCCACGGGCCGAGAGGAGUUACAAUGAGAGUAGAGAGAUCCUUUCCUCAGAGGACAACACUCCCAGGGAACAACCAAUCAGACCAGAGCAGCGGGUCGAGACCCAGAGGGCCACAGUGUCCCGCCGCGAGGAGAAAGCCCGACCCUCCACACCCGGUGCCAAGAAAGAACCGCCUCGCCCUCCCACCCCCAAAAUACCCACACCCAGGUCGGACAGGUCUGGGGCCUCCAGCAGAAGAAACCAGGUGCCCCCGUUAGAGAUUUCCCGACCAAGGGCCCCCGAGGAGACCCGUCGGCCGGUUGUGGAGGACAGGGGAGUGGGGUCAGACAGUGAUGAUACAGUGAGGGGGUCAGUCGCCACAGCAGCCACUAAAGGAUCAGACAGCAGCGAAAAGUUUAAGCUGCUGCAGGCUGAAAUAGGCCGACUGAGGGAAGAAUUCCAGAUGGCUGCCUCUCAGAACCGCCAAACACCACCCCAGGAACCUCCCCCUUCCCAGCAUCCCCCAACCAGGGAGGAUGAUAGGGACAGAUACUUCGAUCCCACUGAGGAUCCUUAUGCCUUCAUGAUGGGGCCUCGCCGAAGAGCCAACUCAUUUUCUGGAGCAGGGGCUCGGGACUGGAAUGAUUGGUGGAAAUAUCCACCCAAUCAACAGCAGGAUGACAUUCCACUCGGCUACGCUGCCGCUGAUUCAUUUAAUCCAAACAGUCGAGUUCCACCGCAAGUGUUACCGGAACCUCAGCGCUCAAGAGAAAAGAAACGAAUAAAGCGUAAAUAUAGGAAUCGAGCGGCAGGGACAGAAUUUCCUGAUGAAUAUGAUUCCGACCAGUCACCCUCCCGUGUGACUGCUACCACGGCCACUGAUGAACAGUUGUACAGUUAUUAUGUACCUCGAUAUCAAGCAGCACGAACCCAGACCCAUCAGCAACCAGUCCGAAUGCAGCGAUUUGCAUCCCAGCCCAAUCUGCUGCAAAAUGCAACCUUCCAGGCUGCUCCCCCACAACCCCCACCCCAGCAGUCUGUCCCCCCUCCCCCUCAGUACCCCAAUGUGCCAACCACCUCCUAUGCAGCGCCUAUAUCAGCCGGAUACAGCAGACUGAGGUCUUCUCUCCGUAAUCACCCAACACAGCCAGUGUACCAAGCCCCACAAUAUUCCUACGAUGACUUAGACACUCGUGGCCAGCAACCAAUCGGAUACCUUGUUACAACCCAGCCUCCCCCUCCCCCGCCAGUGGCGCCCCCUGUGUAUUUGGAACAGACCGCGGCCUGUCCUAUGUGUGGGGGCAGUGGAGUACAUUCUCAUGGAGAGUUUGUGUAUGAAGCGCCCCCGAGUGAGCAGCCGGUGACCUACGUUAUACAGAGUCCACCAAGGGGCCGUCCCAGAAGAAGAUCAAAGUCGGCGUCUCGGGUGCGACACUACUCUCCCGAUGGCAGGAACCGGUCACGCUAUCUGAUCAGGGAGUACAUCAGUGACGAUAGCUCGAGCGCCGAGUCCGAGGACGAUAUUAUCUACAGGAGGAGGAGUAGAAGUGCAGGAAGAAGAUCAAGAGUACGAACACAUCAAGUACGAAAAUACAAAAAGUCUCAUGAAUUUGAAGAUGAACUGGAAAUGUCCUUGAACCUGUCUGAAGAAAUUGGGGAAAUGACGCAGAGAAUGGUCAGUAGAGCCAAGAGUGGGCUGGCCCUUUCCCGGCGGAAAGACUUUGGCUCCUCCUACUGGUGAAUAUAAUUAAGGGAAAAGAACAAAGCCAUGGAUUGUGUAUAAACAAUGGAAUAACAAAGUGAUGUCAAAACUGAUAAAAUGUGCUCGCAAUAUGUGGUUCAUGGAGACAUUCUAAAUCAUGUCAGGGAAGUCCAAGGAUUGUACUAUAUUAGUAUAGAGAGGCCAUCUGUAGGUACACUCAUUAACCGGACUGGGCAGAAGGAGAGUGAUCUUGCCAAACCUGAUGUUUGAGGGGUCGUCAACUGUGUCUCGUGUGGUCCCCCUCAAAAUCAGGACAAUGUCGUAGCAUGGACAGUGUAACAGGGACGGUGACUGAUGAUUUAAAGAACACCUUUAGAGUGAGGAAAACGUACUUAGGCAUAUGGUGACUGUAAAAAAAAAUUUUAUACACCAAUUAUACAUAUAUAUAUUUAUUAAAAUCAAAUUCAUAUGUGAUAUUAUACAACUUUUAAGAAUGCAUUAUUUAUUGUUUGACAGAAUGUAUAUAUAUAUUUUGUACACUUUUUGACCGUCUUUAGCAAGGGUGUGGUGAAAAUGGUGGGAAUCUGUUAGAAUCUGGGGCCCCAUACAGGGUUUCUCUAAGAACCCAGAUCUAGAGAACACUGUACUUAACAUUUGUACUUAGCGACAAGGAACAUGUACACUGUACAAUUUCAUUUGAACAAAUUCUUUAUUUGAUUUGACACAAGUCCGUCCAGAAUCCCUUUUACUGAUGUGUACUAACUUAAUAUUAGCUGUUAUUUUUACUUGUGAUAUAUUUUUACAUUGUAUUUACAAUAUAUUUUUACCAUAUACCCAUAUUUUUCAAGAUCUGAUACAGAUAAUUCUUUAACAUUUGCAAAACCUUCCAUUACACCUAACCACCACUCGAGGAUAGUGAGAUGGAAUGAAUAAGACUUGAUCAUCAAGUACAGAGGAAUACUUGAGAUAUGUACUGCAGUUGUUGAGAUAUCUCGAGUCUAGUGAGAUUAGUCAAGUGGUGUUGUGUAUUUCACAAUUACAUAGUAGUUAGAUACCCGUCCAAUGAGCUCUUUGUUCGUCUCUCUGGCUGUGGAGAUUCCAAUAUCCAUAUGCUGUCUGUGAUAACUGACAAUUUAUUGUUUUAAUUUUUAAUUUUAUAUGUUUAAUUUUUUAUUUAUAUAUUUAUGUAUUGGAGGAUGGAAAAUUGCAUUUUACUCCAUAUCAUUUUAUCCAUUUAUCAUUUGAUUAUGUCAAUUCCUAAAAUCACAAAAUUAAACUACCCUAUGUGAAAUCAUU
Magallana angulata is the source of this 7989-nucleotide messenger RNA. RefSeq lists its product as uncharacterized. NCBI's taxonomy places the organism in Eukaryota, Metazoa, Mollusca, Bivalvia, Ostreida, Ostreidae. Bases 1018 to 6732 code for a protein of 1904 amino acids. The record is from RefSeq and is a predicted model, not a curated record. The transcript has 19 exons.